Procambarus clarkii (red swamp crayfish) is the source of this 363-nucleotide messenger RNA. The record is from RefSeq and is a predicted model, not a curated record. NCBI's taxonomy places the organism in Eukaryota, Metazoa, Arthropoda, Malacostraca, Decapoda, Cambaridae.
AUGAGGACACCAUCUGUUGAAGAAGGUGUGACAAUGAGGACACCAUCUGUUGAGGGAGGUGUGACAAUGAGAACACCAUCUGUUGAGGGAGGUGUGACAAUGAGAACACCAUCUGUUGAGGAAUGUGUGACAAUGAGGAUACCAUCUGUUAAAGGAGGUGUGACAAUGAGAACACCAUCUGUUGAGGGAGGUGUGACAAUGAGAACACCAUCUGUUGAGGAAUGUGUGACAAUGAGGACACCAUCUGUUAAAGGAGGUGUGACAAUGAGAACACCAUCUGUUGAGGGAGGAGUAACAAAGAAAAUGCCGUCUGUUGAGGGAGGUGAGAAAAUAAGGACACCAUCUGUUGUCAUGACCUCAUGA